UCAAAUAUCCCAAUGGACUAAAAAACUAGGAUGAUAAAGGAUAGAAGAAAGCACAAGGCUCAAGAAGUUUUCCUUUUUCUUGUUCUUUUUUCCCUCUUAAUUAAAGGGGCGUAAGAAAAAGGAAAAAAAAGGUAGAGCUCGAAGGAAGGGUGCUGUGUGACAUAUCCAUUUGGCCUGCAAAACUUGACAAAAGAGAAUCUCUCUUUUCCUUUUCUUUUGUGGCUUUGAGAGCAACGACUCUUUCCCUUGUAGAAACUGCCAAUCCACUAGCUACCUAGCAUCUUUUUCUUAGUUAUUUUCGCUCUCUUAACCCCCAUAGUUUUUGUUCUUUGUGUAUAUGUGAGAGGGACCGAGGCACUUAAGAGUGAGACAGGAAUUCAUGGAAGAAGCAAACCAUGGAAAUACUGCAGAAGAUAUGGAAAUACAAUAUUGCAGUUCGAGAAUAAUGUCACCUGAGAUCGUGGAAAUGGUAGAAGAUAGCAAGAGUAUUGCCAGCAAUAACCGAGACGGAGGAAUUCAUGAUGUUUAUGUUGCUGUGGGAAAAGAUGAUCUGGAUGUGCUGAAAUGGGUUCUUGAUCAUGCAGUUCCCCCCGGUGCUCGGGUUUUUCUUGUCCAUGUUUUUCCUGCUAUUACCUACAUACCUACUCCUGUUGGAAGAUUAUCAAGGAGCCAAUUGAGCGCGGAACAGGUGAAGGUUUACAUAAAUGAAGAGCAUAACAGGAGGAGGAAUCUGUUGCAGAAAUAUAUCCGCUUGUGUAAUGAGGCAAAGGUCACGGUAGAAACAAUGCUUCUCGAGAGCAAUGCCACAGCCAAAGCAAUCCUUGAACUUAUUCCUAUCCUUAACAUUACCAACCUUGUCAUGGGAACCAAACGAUCGCCACAUUGCUCAAGGAGAUUGGGGAAAAAAAUGGCAAAAGGAGAAUUUGUAAAGAAGAAUGCACCAGAGUUUUGUGAGGUAAGCAUUAUUCAUGAAGGGAAGAAGGUAGUAGAAAGUCAAGAGAUAGAAGAACCAGCUUGUUCUACUGAUCUAGCAUCCAGUCCGGGGAGAGCAGAAAAUAACACCCACCAAUCUGACUGGAACUUCUUUGAGUGUGUGUGCUUUUCAGGCAAGCACCUCAAUCGAAAAUCAAAACCUUAGUUUGUAUGUGAAUGUAGUGGUAUUUGCAGAAGGUUACAAUUCAGAGCAGUACAUUGAUCAAUAGAAGUUACCAUACAUUCCACAAUAUCUGCACAAGCUGGACAUAUACAAGUUGCAUGCAUGCACAGGACAUGAAGCCAUUUAUUGUGUAUAUAUUAUACGUGAUACUCUAUAUGAUGAGGAUAAGAGUAGGUGGUAUAUAAGAUCCACGUUACUUA
Messenger RNA from Carya illinoinensis, 1356 nucleotides. Its product is annotated as U-box domain-containing protein 33-like. The transcript is spliced from 4 exons. The coding region runs from base 380 to 1138 and encodes 252 amino acids. The record is from RefSeq and is a predicted model, not a curated record. NCBI's taxonomy places the organism in Eukaryota, Viridiplantae, Streptophyta, Magnoliopsida, Fagales, Juglandaceae.